AGUGAAUAAGAGAUAAGACAUGCAUCACACUCUGGAGCGACUUCCAGGGAGUCACUUUUAGCUUUCACUGUGGUAGAGAAUGAGACAGGGGACAAGACGGACAGCACACACCUGAGAGGGCCUCACAGUCUUUGGGGAGGGAGGAGAAAACAAGUGUUAGUGUUUGAAGGAAGGAAGAAGAGAAGUAAAGGGUAGAGUUGAUUAAAGGAAGGAAAAGUUCUGCCGUGGAUCCUGGUCAGCACAACGCGUCAUCAUGGCCACCUUGAAGGAGAAGAGGACCUGUGGGCAGCGAUGUGAAGACUUUGGCCAUUUUGUCUGGAACUCAGACAAUGGGACAUUUAUGGGGAGGACACCAGUGAAAUGGGUGUUCAUCAGCUUGUAUUACGUGGCGUUCUACGUGGUGAUGACGAGCCUUUUUUGUUUGGCCAUCUAUGUGCUCCUGUACACCUUGGAUCCGUACAAGCCUGACUACCAAGACCGGCUACAAUCGCCAGGGGUAAUGGUGUGGCCAGACACUUAUGGAGAGGAGGACGUUGAAAUCAACUACAACACAUCAGACAAGAGCAGCUGGAUGAAGAUGACCAACAUCCUUAAUAAGUUCCUGGAGCCCUAUAAUGACACUGCACAAAAAGGAUGUUACAACCAUAACUGCACCAAGGGACAGUUCUACAUCCAGAACACCUUCUCUGCCCCUCACCACACAAAGUGGGCAUGUCCCUUCACCACAAGCAUGCUGGGAGACUGCUCAGGACAAGAGGACCCGACCUUUGGCUACAACUGCAGCAUGCCGUGUGUCAUCAUCAAGAUGAACAGGAUCAUUAACUUUUUGCCAACUAAUUCUUCUGAGCCUGCCCCACAUGUCAACUGCACGAUACUGGAAGGACAAGGCAAUGUGGACAAAAUGGAGUAUUUCCCUGACGGGGGGAUUAUGGAUCUCUCCUACUUUCCUUAUUAUGGAAAACGGGCACAGCCUUUGUAUGUCAACCCGCUGGUGGCCGUUCGUUUCCACCUGGUCGGAGAGAAGUCGGCCAAGAUCCAGUGCAGAGUGGUCUCCCAGCAGAUCAGCUACGAAAACUACCACGACCCCUACGAGGGAAAAGUCGUCUUCUUCCUGAAUGCAGGGAAAUGAGAACCAGAAGAGAAAAUACUCAGAUAUCUCAUAGUCGUGUCGCCUGUUAGAGUGAUAGACGGAGAAGGUGUCAACACAUCAACAACCUUCAAACUACUUAUCCUAAACUUAACCCAACACUGCAGCCACACUUUAAUCUCUUUGCUGUGUUGAGCUUUCAUUUUCUGGUGUGAUUCUUGAACUUCUUUGUAUACUGAAUUUUAGAAUUUGCCACGUAUUAAACAGUGACAUCUAUAAACCUAAAGGAUAUGUGAGGAGUCAUUAUGACUAGACUCUUGAGGUUAAUUGUGAUUUUGAGAUUUCUUUUGAAGUGCUAAAUGUGUCCUUAGACGGCCAUGACAAAUGUAACCAAACAAAAUUACAUUUCUAAAUAAAACUUAAUUCCUA
Molecule: messenger RNA, 1516 nt
Organism: Pleuronectes platessa (European plaice)
Lineage: Eukaryota; Metazoa; Chordata; Actinopteri; Pleuronectiformes; Pleuronectidae
Product: potassium-transporting ATPase subunit beta
Exons: 7
Coding region: 254-1129 (291 amino acids)
Biological process (GO): sodium ion export across plasma membrane; intracellular sodium ion homeostasis; intracellular potassium ion homeostasis
Cellular component (GO): sodium:potassium-exchanging ATPase complex
Molecular function (GO): ATPase activator activity
Source: RefSeq, a predicted model, not a curated record